Messenger RNA from Cuculus canorus (common cuckoo), 1568 nucleotides. It is a transcript of the gene NME8, whose product is annotated as NME/NM23 family member 8. NCBI's taxonomy places the organism in Eukaryota, Metazoa, Chordata, Aves, Cuculiformes, Cuculidae. The record is from RefSeq and is a predicted model, not a curated record.
AUGGCAAGCAAGAAGAAAUAAAUUCAAUUCCAGUCCAUAAUAACCAAUAAAACCAGUGCGAUGAAAUGUUGCUGACCAAAGGUGUAGUAGUAAUAGAUGUGUAUCAGGCUUGUUGUGGUCCCUGCAAAGCUAUGGUGGGUUUAUUCAGACAACUGAAGAACGACUUUGGUGAAGAUGAUGUGUUGCACUUUGCAGUGGCAGAGGCUGACAGCAUUUCCACUCUGCAACCAUUUAGGAACAAUUGUGAACCUGUGUUUCUCUUUUGUGUUUUAAGUACAUCACGUCAGUUUCUUCUAAUUUUCCCAGAAGAACUAACCAGAUAUUCUGCUGGAAUUAUAAAACCUGAUGCUGUCUUAACGGGAUGUGUAGAAGAAAUUAAACAAAAGAUUGCAAAUGCAGGAUUUGGCAUUGAAGCAGCAGAGGAGAGAAUGUUAACUGAAGAGCAAAUCAGAGUAUUCUAUGCCUGGAAUAAAGAACAGCCUGAUUUUGAAGACUUUGUUCAAUUCAUGAUGAAUGGACCGUGCCAUGUUUUGGUGAUCACUAAAAAAGAAACAACUAAUGCUAUUCCUCACUGGAAAGAACUGUGUCAAUUGGAUGAGAGAGAGCCUGAUGAAUCUGAGGCUGAGAAGUUGGAAGAAACCAUGCAAAAUGAGAGUCUAUUAAAUCUAUGUGAUGUAUAAGACAGUGCAGAAGCCAGCAGGCAACUUGCCUUUUCCCCAAAUUUUCCUAAAAUGCACACAGACCAGAAAGUUGAAAAGACUUUGGCUUUAAUUAGACCUCUCUUAAAGAAAAGAAGAGAUUCUGACUUGGAAAGAAUAAAGGCUGAUGGCUUCGAAAUAGCAAUGCAGAAAGAAAUAAUCCUAUCUGAAGAACAAAUACACAACUUUUACAAAGAACAUGAAAAUCAAGACUACUUCCCAGUCCUUCUAGAGCAAAUGGCCAGUCCAAUUCUUGUACUUGCUUUAUCACAAGAAAAUGCUAUAGCAUGCUGCAGAGAUUUGUUAGGCUCAAAGACUGUUGAGGAGGCUAAGAAGGAAAAUCCAGACAGUUUACGUGCAAUGUAUGCAGUUGACAACACACCUAUUUGUCAGCUGCAUGGUAGUUCUACACCCGAUGAUGCUCAGAAGAAAUUGGAGUUCUUCUUCCCUCAGGAACACACAUCGGCAUUAAUUAAACCUGCUGCUAAUAAGAAGCAUAAAUACGACAUUAUGCAAAAAGUUAAACAUGCUGGAUUUGCCAUCUCAAAGAUUACAGAAAAAGCUUUAACCUAUGAAAUAGCUGCACAGUUUUAUGCAAAUCACAAUAGAAAACCCUUUUUUGAAGACUUACUGAAUUGUAUGACUGAGGGCCUAUCAGUGAUAAUGGUCUUAAUAAAGGAAAAUGCUGUGGAAGAGUGGAGGCAACUAAUUGGUCCAACCGAUCCAGACAACGCAAAAGAGAUCUCUCCUGAAUCAAUUCAAGCUCAGUUUGCACAAGAUAUUUUGUGUAAUGCUGUUCAUGGAUCAUCUGAUAGAGAACAUGCGCUGAAAAGUAUUGAGUACCUAUUUGGACAGAUUGAUAUAGACUGA